Molecule: messenger RNA, 2592 nt
Organism: Caenorhabditis remanei
Lineage: Eukaryota; Metazoa; Nematoda; Chromadorea; Rhabditida; Rhabditidae
Exons: 7
Coding region: 1-2592 (863 amino acids)
Source: RefSeq, a predicted model, not a curated record
AUGCAUCAUCUGAAUCCGUUUUUAUGGAUAACAAUAUGCAUUGUUGUAAGUAAUGGUCUUCUCGACAAGCAAGUUGAUCCCGACUCUCGAGAUCCCUCGUCUUCCGGAUACGAUCAAAAUCUGAAAGUCGACUUUUCCAAUUCUCUAAGUUUCCCCGAAUAUCUUCGUAAUGCGAGAAACGCAAACGACAAGUCAACCGAAUACCUAAAUCACAUCACUUCCAUCGCCCACAUCACCAAUGGAAUCGCUCUCCAGAAUGGGUUGAUGAAUGGAAAUGUUCCAAUCGAUGGAGUGAUUGAAGAACUUCUCAAUUUUGGCACCGUCAAACUGUCCUCCGUCAUACAAUUCAAAACGGAUAGAAUCAAAAAUUUCGUAGCCAAGUUGAAGGGUGUUUCUGGAAAAUUCGAUGGCUCGGCGGCUGAACUGGAGAAACAAGCAUUGAAGUGGAAUAAGUGGUACAAUAAAUACUUGUCUGUCAAGGAUGUCACGUUCGAUAAGAUCCCGAGAAGUUCGGAGUACUUUGUUGGUGCAAAAACCAUCAAUUCUUCAACAAUUCUGGAAAAUGUUAAUAAGCUAAGAGAAGAUAUUAGGAAUAUGGCAUAUGAUAUAGUAAUGAUUGAGAACAAUAUGCAAAAGAAGUUUGAAGGAUACACUAUCAGUUACCUUUCAAUUGCUUUUAAAUACGUUCACGUUAAAGCACAGGGAUUGCCCAAAACAAUCGAUGCAAUUGAAGUGGAAAUUAAAAAUAAACUGUCACAAAGUCUAUUGAAAGAAGGUCAUGUGAUAUUUGAAUCACUGGAAUCGAUGCUAAAAGUGAUAAAAAGCAGGAAAGUGAUUGUACAGAGUACUGAUGCAUUGAUUACAACCAUAAAAAACAAUGUCGAGAUAGCUGUUGGUUUGGCAAAGGAUUCGACUGCAGCUGAUACUGAUAUAUCUCUAAUCACCGAGUUAAUGAAGAGCCAAAAUGAGAGAAAAACUAAAAAACACACGAUUGGAUUUCCAAAUGGCGCCUCUGAUAUGAAACAAUUGAAAAGGGAUGCUGUUGAUUCAUGGAUUGCGAAGAUUCUGAAUCUGGAUGUGACCCGAUUGAAUGCAUUAUGGGAUAGUUUAUUCCCCCUAUUCCAAAUUAAUGAGAAGUUGGAUGGACUGGAUGGGAACAUGAGAUCAAUUGUGUCCGAUAACUCAUAUGAAUCACUGCUAAAACUCCAAGAGAUCCAGAAAGUACUCGCAGCAGUAUCUGACGAAUCAAUCGUAUCCAUUGAUGUACUAAAAGUUUACGACACAUGCUUUAAUAUACCAAGACCCGACGACACAGAUUUCAAAAUAAGUGAAGAUUUUAUUGCGAAUGUACAUUUAUUGACGAACAAAUUAAUUGAUAUAGAAUCAUUGAUUCAUGUUUUGAAGGAUGAUACAUUGAAACAAGAAGUUGAUGAAUACUUGAAAUCUCUUGGUUUCACGAACAUUGUCGACGACACAACAGUUAAGAAAGAGCUACCAGAGGCCGUAAAAAGAUACAAUGGCGGAAAUAAUUUGGAUAAAAUCAAGAAACGCGUCAACGAUUUAAUCGCCAAAAUUGAUGAUAUUGGUUUAGCAGCUCUUCAAUCAAAACUGUCAAAUAUGGCAAAUCACAGUGUGAAAAUUAUUGAUCAACUAUUCAAUGAUGACUUAAUUAGACUUGGAGGAAUACAUGAUUCUAUCCAUAUGCUGCAAGAUUUGAAAAUGUCAGAUAUCGAUAAUGUGACAACACUUGCAACAGCCAUUUCUGAUCUCUCGGAAAGCUUAAUUGGUAUCAAAUCAAUUCCUGAUGACAUGAAUAAAAUUGCCAAGAAUGUGACAGUUGAUGUUAACAAAUUGGAUAAUUCAAUGGCCAAAUCGAGAGCAGUUGGACAGUCAGUGGUUUCCCUUAAACAAGUGUAUGAAUUGAAACAACUGAAAAUAGAAAUUGCUCAUCUUAAAAGUCUGAGGGAUACUGUUGAAGUGGAAAUUCGAAAUGUUGCGAGCUUAAAAGAGAAGGUGGUAAUCAGGAAUGAAUGGGGUGAUCAUAAGAAGGAUAUCUAUGAACUCGAGAACUUUUUAGCUGAAAUCGAGUCAUUUGAUGCAGAAUUAGAUGUGACUGAUGUCAAAAUUGAUUUCUAUAAAAAGGCGAACGCUCUGAGAUCUCUCAUCAAUCAACCGACAAUCAAUUCAAAUGUCACAUCAGAUCUGGAAAAUGCCAAAGAGACACUCGAGAAAUUGUCAAGACUAGAUCUGUUAUUCUCGAAAUACAGAACCAAGUAUAGCAGAGUUCCGAGUGAUUUACGAGGACUUCACGAGUUUUUGGUUCAAUUCUUGACACCUGAAGCAGUGAAUACAGUAAUCAGUGGAAAUAAUGACAAGUAUUAUUACGUUGCUAUCGGCAUAAUCUUCUUUGCUCUUUUCGUCGCUGUUGUUGUGCUUGUUCUGCUUUACUGCAACCUACUUUGCUUCAAAAAUCGGAGCCUAUGCUCAGUUGUCGACAUGGAUGCAGAUGAUAAAACCAUACUUGUCAACGGGCCGAAACGGGCCGACACGGGCCGGCUCGUAACUCGCGUCAAAAUGAAUAUUAUGAGCUGA